GAAAAAGAAAAAAAAGACAAAAAAGAGAAAAAAAAAAAAGGAAGAUGAAGAGUGGAACAGGCGAAGAGUUACCCAGGAAGGAGGCUAACGUGCUCCGAGGGCAUGAGGGAGCCGUUCUGGCCACCCGCUUCAACAGCGACGGCAACUACUGCCUCAGCUGCGGCAAAGACCGAACCCUCCGUCUCUGGAAUCCCCACCGCGGCAUUCAAAUCAAGACCUACAAAUCCCACGGCCGUGAGGUCCGCGACGUCCACGUCACCUCGGACAAUUCGAAGCUAUGCUCCUGUGGUGGUGAUAGACAGAUCUUCUAUUGGGAUGUAUCAACUGGACGUGUGAUUCGAAAAUUCCGUGGUCAUGAUAGUGAGGUGAAUUCUGUAAAGUUCAAUGAGUAUGGAUCCGUGGUAGUAUCAGCAGGGUAUGAUCGUUCAGUGCGCGCAUGGGACUGCAGAUCUCAUAGCACAGAGCCAAUACAGAUAAUCGAUACAUUUUCCGAUAGCGUGAUGUCUGUUUGUUUGACAAAAAGUGAAAUUCUUGCUGGAAGUGUUGAUGGAACCGCUCGCACAUUUGACAUUCGUAUUGGUAGAGAGCUUGUUGAUGACUUGGGACAGCCUGUCAACUGCAUUUCAAUAUCAAACGACGGAAACUGCAUGCUAGCAAGUUGCUUAGAUUCUACUCUAUACCUUUUGGAUAGUCUUACAAGAUGGACUGUUGCCUUACGAACACUGAUGCUUAUGUUGCUGGUGGAUCUGAGGAUGGUCUCAUUUUCUUUUGGGAUCUGGUGGAUGCAUCGGUGGUUUCAACUUUCCAAGCACAUGCUUCAGUGGUAUACUUUUACUCUUAGCAUAUAGUGGUUGGCAAGGUAACAAGCGUGAGUUAUCACCCGAAGGACAGCUGCAUGAUUACAUCUUCUGUUGAUGGCACCAUUCGAGUCUGGAAAACAUGAGCUGAUCAACCUUUUUCUUGGUGACACUUUUGCCUUGUAUUUGCAUGCAGGUAUUCAUGCACUUCCACAUAUCUGCAAACACACAUGUAUGUCACAAGUUAUAUACAUGGUGUUUUGCUAGCCCCAACUUCUUGGCGGUGUUAACAACACUACCAAAGCUUUGAAAUGACACGAUGGAUGACCUAUCCUCGAUUUGAACCAUUUGUUCCUUCAUUCAACUAGGAGCAGCAAUGGUUAAAAAAUCACGCCAAUGAUAUGACCCCAAAAAUCUGAUCAGUAGCAUGAUCAGAAAAAAAGGUCCAAUAAUCAUCUUGGAACAUUUAUUUGAUAGAUCCCACUUUGUAUUGCUUAUGAUUUCAAAGCAGUACUUUGAUGAUUCUAACCAUGUGAUGUCACGUAAACAAUGGGCAGUUGUAACAAAUUAGCCCCAUUCAAAGGGUAAGCAUCAUUCAAUUGGUGUGAUUCUUGCA
This is a messenger RNA of Magnolia sinica, 1413 nucleotides long. RefSeq lists its product as uncharacterized. The record is from RefSeq and is a predicted model, not a curated record. Bases 45 to 848 code for a protein of 267 amino acids. Gene Ontology annotation, biological process: mRNA splicing, via spliceosome. Lineage: Eukaryota; Viridiplantae; Streptophyta; Magnoliopsida; Magnoliales; Magnoliaceae. The transcript is spliced from 7 exons. Gene Ontology annotation, molecular function: protein binding. Gene Ontology annotation, cellular component: catalytic step 2 spliceosome.